Messenger RNA from Ooceraea biroi (clonal raider ant), 2128 nucleotides. RefSeq lists its product as uncharacterized. Lineage: Eukaryota; Metazoa; Arthropoda; Insecta; Hymenoptera; Formicidae. The record is from RefSeq and is a predicted model, not a curated record.
AUAUUAUUUAUAGUUUACGAGAUAUUUAGCCUAUGAUUUAUUUAAGAUCCAAUAUCCAAAUUUGGUUAUUGCCUCAUAUCAUGGAUACAAUGCUUUAUAUCUUGACUAAAUAUGUUUCCGACCUCGUUUCAUACCCAUAUAAUUAGAGUAAGCUGCAUGUAUUGGGUUGUAAUAUUCGUCCCGUUUUUCAAGUUAUUUUAAUAACGAAUAUAUAUUACAACCCAAUAUAUUUAUCCAGUAACUGAACAUCUUGAUUAAAACAAAAUGGGAUUAAAAUAAUUUUGUAAUAAUUUAAUUAAUGUUAUAUCUUAAUUGUCUUGUUUCACUGAAGAAACCGUUUUACUUUAAACAGGAGAACGUGUACUGAUCUCUCUCAUCUCUUCUCACGAUGACAACACGAUUCUUACCACGGGAAUAGAACUGAGGUGGAUUAUCGCUUUGUGCUAUCACUCGCCGUUAGUUUGAGCUUGCUUAUAUAUUAACAGUUUUGUUUAUCGCGACGAGAUCGGCUGAGAGUUAGUCAGAUUCAACGUUUCACACGAGCGGACGACAACGUAUCGUGCAUUGCGAAUAAAAUGUUGCACGACAAGGACUUUCAGAGAUGGCUCAAAGAGGUGAUGUCGAAGAUCUUGGAGAAUCUCGGACUGAACGACAGUGAUGCCAGAUACGAGCUGCCCAAUCUCAAGGACAACAUAAUGUCCACUACGUAUAACAUGUGCGUGAGAUACGAGGACAAAGCGAAAGGCGAAAGUGUGAAGCUAUCAAUGAUAUUGAAGAAACCGCCGCAUUCUGACUAUAUAAGAAGAGAGACAAACAGUGACCGCCAGUUCAACAAUGAGAUCUUGUUCUACCGGAUGUACGCUCAGCCGGAAGAGAACUUCCCAAAGUGCUUCUACGCGGAUCAUGCGAGGAAUUCAGUGAUCGCCCUGGAGAAUAUGAACGCGAAAGGCUUCUAUCUCUGUGCCUACACGCACGAUGUUCCUCUGGAGUACACAUUAGCAGCGAUGCGCGAGCUGGGACGAUUCCACGGCAAGGGCUACGAGAUGAAGGAACUGCAGCGGGAGAAAUUUUUCAAGAUCGUGAACCAGCUUCAGGAAGUCAGGUACUACAAAACGGGAGAGAACAUAUUCAGGCAUUUCUGCAACGUCCUGGCGACCCACGGACUCGAGUACCUUCGCAGACAUGGCUACGACGCUAACUUCUGCGACAGGAUGGAAGUUCUACUCACGGACGCGUUCACUAACGUGAUGCUGAAGUCGAUGCAACCGCUGGAGCCUCUGUCCACCUUGUGCCACGGUGACUGUACGCUGUACAACAUGCUCUUCAGGGCGGAGGGCGAUGGACAACACCGCGCGAUGCUGAUCGACUUUGCAUUUGUCACUUACGCGACACCCGUGGUCGAUCUCUCGACGUAUCUCUGUAUCUGUUGCUCGAACGACAUAAGAAAGGACAAGUUCUCCGAGAUCAUGCAAGCGUAUCAUGAUGCGCUAAAGAAGUACCUACAAGACGCUGGCGUUUGGAAUGAUGAGAAGUACUCGUAUGACGUCUUCUUGGAUAAUUACAAAUGGGGUGCUCUUUUUGGUUUCGUCCUCGCGUCCUUUCAGCUGAUAUUUUUAAAGGGUUAUAGCACGCUAGAUGUAGAAAGUCUAAGUAUCUUGGGGCCAUCAGAGUACGGGAAAUUGUGCAAACAAUCUAUCGAUGAUAAAUUUUCCAAGAUACUGGCGGACAUGUUGUUGCAGUUGAAAGAUUUGGGUUGUUUGAUAAAUUUGUUAUAAUUGCGUAAUAUUAUUUCAAUGAGUGAUAGAUCUAUAUAUCGCCUGGUGAUCAUGGAAUAUGCGGGAAAAAUUAUUUUGUCAUUUAAGGAUCUAUAAUUCAAUCCAUAAUAUAAUGUAAUGAAAAACUUCUUUCUUGUAUAAAUGUUAUAAAUAAAAUAGCGUAAAUAUAUAUAUAUAUAUAUCGUUUAUUCUUAAUUUGAAAAUAUUCGUGUAUUUUGUUUUCUUCACUGCUUGUUUAUUAAUAAAUCUGUUUUAAUUUUAAUUAAUUUUUAAACAUAAUUAAUUUCACAAGUCAAAACCACUAAUGUAAUGAACAGCUUUUGAGAGUUGAAAUAAAGCUAUUGUUACGAAAA